AUGUCGCACGCGGAUUUUUUGUCAAGAAAUCCUUUGCCUGACUGCGACGUGCAUGAAAACGCAACAAUUAAUGUCCAUAAUAGAAAGAACGUUAAUAUAUUGCAUCUGCAAAAGGAGUGGAUAGUGGUAGAACAACAACGAGAUCAUGAAAUAUCUCAAAUUAUGUCAAAAUGGCGGACUGGAGAUCUACCAAAUGAUCUAGCUGGAUCAUACGAUAUUCGUAAAGGUAUACUGUACCGCAAGAUUCAACAACGCUUCGAUAAAACACGUAUCAAACAUUUUAAACAAGGUGAUUUCGUAUUUUUGAAAAAUAGUGAACGAAACCAAACAAAAUUAGAUCGUAAAUUUCGGGGACCCUUUAAAAUCAUUAGUAUUUUAGAAAAUGACCGUUAUGAAUUGCAACAUGUAGAUGGCUCUAAGAGAAUUUAUAAAUACCCCCAUGAAAGCUUGCGUGAAGUUCCCAGAGGAAGGGCAGGCUUAACCGAAUUAGCGGAAGCGCUUUGUGAACAGGCUCUUAAUGAAGAUACCGUGUCGGCGACUAAUGAUAAUGCGGGCAGUGUUCGAAUUGAUGAUUCAGCAGUUAGUGACGUUGUUGUGAAUCAAUCAAUAAGCGAGGACGAUAAAAUUGAUGACGACGAUACUGUAUCCCUAUAUAGAAUUUGCGAUGAGGAUAGCGACGGUGAAGGUUCGACAGCUACUCGUUUAGCUGAUCAAAUUAAUGAUGAUGAUUUGGUUAAUGUGUGGAGAAUAUGUGAUGAUCAAGAUGAGUAACGACUAGGCAUAUGCUGGACUCGGACGUAAGAUGAUUAACGCCCGAGGCCGGGCGUCUGUCAGGAAGGCCGUGUCGGCGUGAAAAGGAAUUGGCAAAGUACCUACGCGAUGUGACACUGAAUGGAGCUAGUGUCGCGUACCGACGGAACGCCGGGGCCGAAGAAAGGGCGCGAAAAAGAACUGUCACUUGUCGUGACUUGUCAGUGGUCUCUUUGUUCGGAAACAAUUAGUUUUUCCCUCGGCGGAUCGUUUUUGCCCAUUGUCCUUUUGUGUCUACUUAAAUUAUAAUUUGUAAAGGAAUUGCUAAUAAAAGUUAUAAGAAUUAU
Messenger RNA from Colias croceus (clouded yellow), 1097 nucleotides. RefSeq lists its product as uncharacterized. The record is from RefSeq and is a predicted model, not a curated record. The transcript has 3 exons. Bases 1 to 771 code for a protein of 256 amino acids. NCBI's taxonomy places the organism in Eukaryota, Metazoa, Arthropoda, Insecta, Lepidoptera, Pieridae.